GGGCGGGCCCGCUAAGUUUAGCCGCCCUCACUUGCAGGUGAGUAGGGCGCCUUCUGAGACGCACUCGAAACGUUUAGGUUCUUCACCGUGUAGGUUUCUUGAGUCGAGUUCGGUUCCGGUCACCGAAACCAUACAACCAUACAACCAUGCAGCCGCCACGGUUCUAGUGAACAUGAUACGCCGGUUAUGGAUGUACGUGUUCGUGGUGGGAGCCGCAAGCUUGGCUCUCACGGCGUUACUCUACUCCGGACAGUUUAACCCAGAGACGGUGGCUACCCGCUCCGUGGACAGGCUCUUUGGAGACGCACAGGGAGCAGAUGUUCCAGGAGAAGACGUCCUGCGGAAGCAGCAGGAGGAGGUGGAGCAGCACUCAGCCAGCUGCUCUCUCAGACGUGAGACGCAGAAUGACGUGACGUUCAGGAGGCGCUUCAACUUCUCCGUCCCAGUGUUCCAGUGGGCCUCCAGCUUCAACCAAUCAGAAUGGGUGCGACUCCGUGACAUCACCCCUCCCUAUGGCUGGCAUGGGAUACCUAACGAGGAUGUGAGGAGUGUCCUGGUGCUGCUCUCUGGUGUGUCCAGUUCUCUGUUUGACCGGAGCUCGUCUCCGGUGUGUGUGACCUGUGCUGUCGUCGGCAACGGCGGAAUACUGCGGGGGUCCAGGCAGGGCAGCGCCAUCGACGCCCACCACUAUGUGUUCAGAUUAAACGGGGCCAUAACUAAAGGCUAUGAGGAGGAUGUGGGCUCUAAGACAUCCUUCUAUGGCUUCACCACCAACUCCAUGAAGAACUCCCUGAGUGCCUACAAUAGAGAUGGCUUCACCCAGACCCCACAGAGCCAGGAGCUGAAGUACAUCUUCAUCCCUGCUGAGCCGCGGGACUACGUGAUGCUUAAGGCCGCCCUCCAGAGAACCACCGUUCCCUCCGGGAAAGACCAGGGAGACCGGCCCACUAAGUAUUUCGGGUCCAAACCCUCCGUGGAGAAAUUCAGGAUUCUCCAUCCGGACUUCAUCACCUAUGUGGUCAAGAGGUUCCUGAAGUCUCGCCAGCUCAAGUCGGAGUUGAGGCACCUGUAUAUGCCCAGCACUGGAGCACUCAUGCUGUUUACCGCCUUACACACCUGUGACCAGGUGUCGGCCUAUGGCUUCAUCACUCGUAACUAUGACAACUUCUCCGACCACUACUACGACUCCAAGCGGAAACCGCUGCAGUUCUUUGCCAACCACGACCUCAAGAUGGAGGCGCGCAUGUGGCAGAUCAUGCACCUACGGGGGUUCAUAACGCUUUACCAGAGACGCUAACACACACACACACACACACACACACACACACACACACAACCACGACCUCAAGAUGGAGGCGCGCAUGUGGCAGAUCAUGCACCUACGAGGGUUCAUAACGCUUUACCAGAGACGCUAACACACACACACACACACACACACACACACAACCACGACCUGAAGAUGGAGGAGCGCAUGUGGCAGAUCAUGCACCUACGGGGGUUCAUAACGCUUUACCAGAGACGCUAACACACACACACACACACACACACACACACACACACACACACACACAACCACGACCUCAAGAUGGAGGAGCGCAUGUGGCAGAUCAUGCACCUACGGGGGUUCAUAACGCUUUACCAGAGACGCUAACACACACACACA
This is a messenger RNA of Sardina pilchardus (European sardine), 1663 nucleotides long. Its product is annotated as alpha-N-acetylgalactosaminide alpha-2,6-sialyltransferase 2-like. Bases 173 to 1297 code for a protein of 374 amino acids. NCBI's taxonomy places the organism in Eukaryota, Metazoa, Chordata, Actinopteri, Clupeiformes, Clupeidae. The transcript is spliced from 9 exons. Gene Ontology annotation, molecular function: alpha-N-acetylgalactosaminide alpha-2,6-sialyltransferase activity. The record is from RefSeq and is a predicted model, not a curated record. Gene Ontology annotation, biological process: protein O-linked glycosylation.